Molecule: messenger RNA, 836 nt
Organism: Hippoglossus stenolepis (Pacific halibut)
Lineage: Eukaryota; Metazoa; Chordata; Actinopteri; Pleuronectiformes; Pleuronectidae
Gene: itpa
Product: inosine triphosphatase (nucleoside triphosphate pyrophosphatase)
Exons: 8
Coding region: 47-664 (205 amino acids)
Biological process (GO): nucleoside triphosphate catabolic process
Cellular component (GO): cytoplasm
Molecular function (GO): nucleoside triphosphate diphosphatase activity
Source: RefSeq, a predicted model, not a curated record
GGAAGUGCUCGGUCCAGCUCUGUUAGUCGCCCGGGUAUCGCUCAUCAUGGCCGUGCCAGCAGGAAGAUCUGUGGUCUUCGUGACUGGAAACGCGAAAAAACUCGAAGAGGUCAUUCAGAUCCUGGGAGACACGUUUCCUUACAAACUAGUGUCAAGAAAGAUUGACUUGCCUGAGUACCAGGGUGAGCCCGAUGAGAUUUCCAUACAGAAGUGUAAGGAGGCUGUAAGAGAGAUUGAUGGGCCGGUCAUAGUGGAGGACACCUGUCUGUGUUUCACAGCUUUAGGAGGCCUGCCCGGUCCUUACAUAAAAUGGUUCCUGGAUAAACUCAACCCAGAAGGCUUGUUUAAGCUCCUAGCUGGGUUUGAGGAUAAAUCAGCGUGGGCUCUCUGCACUUUUGCUUUCUGUGCUGGUAAAGACGAACCAGUGCAGCUCUUCAGAGGGAAAACCGAGGGGCACAUUGUGGAACCCCGUGGACCUCGAGACUUCGGAUGGGAUCCAUGUUUCCAGCCAAAGGGAUAUAGCAAAACCUACGCUGAACUGCCCAAAGAAGUGAAGAAUUCAAUCUCUCACCGCUACCGGGCACUGGCUGCCAUGUCUGAGCACUUCUCUCAAACCAAGGAUACCUCACCAGAGAACAAGAAGAAGAAGGAGCAGGAGGAUUAAACAUCACUUUAGGCCAAGUUUCAAGUUUCUGCAUCAAACCUCAAAUCAUCAGAUUUGCCAAAGCAGAGGAUACUUCUUCACAUUAAGACAUUUUCUAGGGCAGAAUUGUAGAAUCUGUAGAAUAUGUUUUUCUGUGUUUUUAAUAAACCUUGCAUUCAUUUCUAAAAAAAUA